Molecule: messenger RNA, 2670 nt
Organism: Suillus paluster
Lineage: Eukaryota; Fungi; Basidiomycota; Agaricomycetes; Boletales; Suillaceae
Exons: 4
Coding region: 317-2509 (730 amino acids)
Source: RefSeq, a predicted model, not a curated record
GUAGUUGACGACAUGCGCCCCGGCUGAUUCCUUCAGGAUCAUCAUCAGAUGAUCAAGGGCAAAUUAAAGGCAAACCCUGGCAAACCUCGUCGAUCGAUACAGCCUGACACCUUAUAGUAAUGGGGGAAUACUGCUGCACACUUAUGCACACAUGACAGGUGGUUUAUGCAUGGCUGCAGUGCAAUUGACACCCCAUCAUUCGUCUCAAGGUGGAACACGCAGGAGCCUCGAGGCAAUCAUUCUUCUCGAUGCCUCCUCUUAAGUACGCCGGACCCUCAAGGUUUUGCGUCAGCAUCCUAUCCCCAGCUUUACUAUCAUGUCGCAGUGGGAGUCCCUGCCAACCUGGCUGCAAACUCAAGUCAAACAAAUCGAGCGAGGAUCAUCAUCGUCACUUGCUUCCCUCAAAUCGCUCAACCGCUCAAUCUCUUCUAAAGAAUCCUCUGAUCAUUUACGUCCUUACUUUCAAACUCUCAUUCCUCUAUUUUUCAUUCAUCUCGAUCCAGGGCUCGUCCCACAUGAGAUUACCUCAGAUUCCGCACAUUCAAUUAUGCUCGCUAAAGUGUCCAUCAUGGGCAUUAGUUGCCUAUGCGGGGAGAAUCAGGGGGAGUUGCGUGGUGCACCUCAAUUCCGUCAGAAGAUGUCUGAUGCCAUUCAUGCACAUUGGAGCGGGGUGUCUGCAUGGCUUCAGUUUUUCUACCACAAUUUCCUCGUCCCACGGGAUGACCCCGUCGGACGCCUACACAGGAUCUACAGCGUGACCUCCCAGGAAGCUGCCAGCACCUCAAUACGAUUCAUCUACGUGGCUAGCGUACUUCCCGGUGUUGUCGCAUAUCUUUAUCGAACAACGCCAGAGAUCGAGCGAAUCAUCAUGGAACUUUGGUACCUGGUAACGGAUAUCAAACGCGAAGACCGCAUUGACGAUCCGUAUCUUCGCCAAUGGCGUCAGGACUUUAACAUGCUUCGCGCAUUCAUGGCCCAUGUAGUCACCUCGUGCGUGUACUACGAGCCUCCUAGCGCUCCUCUCCCGCCUUUAACAUCGCUCAUCGAAGCCGCUGGAGGAAGGACCCCUAUGGUUUUAGCUGCUCUCAGGUGUCUACGUUUUGCUGGAAAGGGAGUGGCUCAGAGAGACUACGACGUGAUCAAGCAGGAUCUUGAUCUUGGUCCCUUGAAUACUCUCUCGUUGACGUGCAAGCAAACGCUCAUCUUCAUGUUCGCCACAAGCCAGGCGGACCCUGUCAUGCGCGAGCUCUUUCUCACACAUUCCUCGAUGCGCACAGUUCUCAACACGCUGGCCGGAAUCGGAACACGUCCGGAUACAGAGCCAGAUCUUGAUCCCACCAAUGAGAGCUUUUGUCAAAGGACUGCGACAAAGCGGGCCGCUAUGGCUAUAGGUCAUCAGUACAUCUCCUUCGUGCUGGCAUGCUCUGAUAAUCCCAUCGAUACUGCCUGUCACGCCCUUCGCUGUCGUCUUCUGGAGGUCCUCUUACGGAACUGUGUAUUCCCUUCGGAAAAUCGCUUGCACAAGUCCAGGUGGUUGGAUUACGAUACCAGGAUUUUUGAACAGCUGGGAGGGACCCUAAUUUAUGAGAGGGUCGUUCGUAUCGCCUGGAGAUCCAUGCAAUAUAUUGAUUCUCAGCGCCUUUAUGUCCAUGCCACGCACGAUCCAACAUUGUGGAGUUCACUGUUGACCUUCAAAGAGAUCCUUUCGCAGCGUUGGAGGAUUCUCUCUACGCUAACGCCAUGUACACGCCCAAAGUACGAACAAGCCUGUGGAGGUCCUGGGUGCACCAGUGCGAGCACCAAACUCCAACAGUGCGCUGGAUGCCAGACCACGAAAUACUGCUCAAAAUCUUGCCAGCGAAUGGCAUGGUCCACUGUCCAUCGUGCACAUUGUAGUAUCCUCAAAGCUGGAAUUGGAAUGGCUAAGGCGGGCAGGCACCUUCGGUCAAGUCUGCCAUUUAUUGCAUUAAUCGAAGCAGCCGAGUUCGACGACGAGAAGUGGCGAGGACAGCAUGUUCUGCAACACAAACUGGCCGUCGCUCGUGAAGAAAACCCAGAAGAUGCUCACUCUUUGGUGCUCGAGUUGGACAUGACUAUCCUCCCUAUCAAACAUCGCGUACAACCCCUUCGCCAGUGUAUCGGACAAUUCAACGAUCCAAGUUGGAUGCGGAUCAUUGAGGGCAGGCAGGCUUUGCAGGGCACUAGUAUACUCCCCGUGAUGACGAUAAUUACCACGAUCGAGGGUGCUAGGAGGAGGUCGCUUUUCAGCCCGCGGACGGCUUUGCAAUUAGCGUUUGGGUGGCCGCAUUCUGAGGUUGCAGCAGAGCUCCCUUUCCCGCGUGGUGUCUUGUCCAUUUACUGCACUAAAGCCUUGACGGGUUGCGCUGAAGAGGGCGCUGAAUCGAAACCUGACCUCGAGAGCGCCCGAAAGGACUUUAUACUCGCAAUCGGUGCUAUAGAGUACCAACAUGGAGUGGGCCUUGAGGACCGGCCCGAUAAGGAGAGGUGAAGGAUGUGUGGCGUUUUGCCUUUCUUCACUUGCUGUACGUGAACCACUGGUCAUAUGAUCGUCAAUGAGCAUCAUUGAACUUGCAGUAGGUGCUGCCUAGUUACUUAUAGUUAUCAGGAUGACUGGCUGUCCAAGACACAUUGUGUAAUAUUGGGUGUUCU